UAAUGAAUAUAAGUGUCGGGUGUACAAGAGGCUUCUACUCUCCUCGCGGUGCUUUAAUCUCUAGACUAGUACAUAUAAAAAAUAAAAAAAGAGAGAGAGAGAGUGUGUGUGUGUGAUGAGGGCUGAGAUGAAGGAUGGAACUCAAGUUGUGGUGCAUGAUAAUGGUAACUCCGGGAAAGUCUCAAUCUCCAAGUUCUCACACCUUCUUGCUUCCCAAGAUCGUGAUUUUCUUCUCUCUCCAACGGGCUCUCAGGUAAAAGUUAGCGAUCUUGAAGGGAAAGUAGUGGGUCUCUUAUUCGCUGCCAAUUGGUACCCACCAUGCCGUGGAUUCACCCAAGUCUUAGUUGGAAUCUACGAGGAGCUGAAAAGCAGUGUCCCUCAAUUCGAGAUAGUGUAUGUGUCCUCUGAUGAGGACUUGGAUGCCUUUAACAGCUUCUAUGGAAACAUGCCGUGGCUUGCAAUUCCGUUCUCUGAUUUGGAAACAAAGAAAGCUUUGAGCAGAAAGUAUGACGUGGAAGGCAUUCCAUGCUUGAUUUUGUUGCAACCUGACUAUGGUAAAGAGAACGAUGCAACAGUUCGUGAUGGGGUUGAACUUAUUUACCGCUAUGGUGUCCAAGCUUAUCCAUUCAGUAUCGAGAGGUUGUUGCAGCUGCAACAUGAAGACAAAGUGAAGCUUGAUAACCAGACCCUCGUUAAUUUACUAGGAAACCAACACAGAAACUAUGUUUUGACUCACACUCACACGGGACUCAAACAGGUACCCGUGAGUUCCCUUGUGGGCAAAACCAUUGGACUCUACUUCUCAGCGGAAUGGUGCGUGCCAUGCGCCAAGUUCACUCCCAAACUCAUCUCCGUGUACGAGAAGAUAAAGCACGAGCUAGCCGAAAAGGGAGAGGAAGACUUCGAGGUUGUGCUAAUCUCCAGCGACCGUGACCAAGCAUCCUUCGACUCCUACUAUAGCACCAUGCCCUGGCUAGCCUUACCCUUCGGUGACCCUGAGAUCAAGAACCUGGUUAGGCACUUCAACGUGCAGGGGAUUCCCUGGUUGGUCAUCAUAGGCCCUGAUGGUAAAACAAUAACCAUUCACGGUAGGAGCUUGAUAAACUUGUACCAAGAGAACGCGUACCCUUUCACCAGCGCCAAAGUGGAGGAGCUGGAGAAAAAGCUCGAGGAAGAGGCUAAGGGUCUUCCAACGUUGGUGUUUCACGAAGGGCACCGCCACAACCUUAAUUUGGUGUCUGAUGGGAACGGUGGGGGCCCAUUUAUUUGCUGCGUGUGUGAUGAACAAGGCUCUAGCUGGGCCUAUCAGUGUCUCCAAUGUGGCUAUGAAGUGCACCCCAAGUGCGUAAGAGCUGUGGAACGUGACACUAAUAGUAAUAAUAAUAAUAAUGUGUUGGUGGACACCACUACUGGUUGUGCAUAAUAUAUAUAGGAAGUGAUUAAUAACUUUCUGUAGCAAUUAAUUGAAUGUCCUGUGUUAGAGGCCAAGAGGGCGAAAACUUUACCGAAUCUGCUACACCACGGAAGGGACUGGAAUGCCCUUCAGAAUUAAUUAGAUUAUUACAUAUCUUUGUGGGUGAUUUUCUAUUUGAAAGAAAAAGACAGUCAUGAAAGGGAAAGGUGACAUACUCCGAUAUAUGAUGAUUGAUGAGUGCAAGUUUGAUAAACAUAGUCAAGAACGUGAUUUGAAUUUCGAUUUGGAAA
Molecule: messenger RNA, 1704 nt
Organism: Cajanus cajan (pigeon pea)
Lineage: Eukaryota; Viridiplantae; Streptophyta; Magnoliopsida; Fabales; Fabaceae
Product: putative nucleoredoxin 2
Molecular function (GO): thioredoxin-disulfide reductase (NADPH) activity
Source: RefSeq, a predicted model, not a curated record